Molecule: messenger RNA, 793 nt
Organism: Acaromyces ingoldii
Lineage: Eukaryota; Fungi; Basidiomycota; Exobasidiomycetes; Exobasidiales; Cryptobasidiaceae
Exons: 3
Coding region: 94-723 (209 amino acids)
Source: RefSeq, a predicted model, not a curated record
GCUUACAUAAGCGCGUCUCCACUUGUGUUUUCCCUCUGCAAGAAGAAGCGCGCUCGUUCAGUCAUUCGUCAGCAAGAUAGAAGAAAGAGCAGCAUGAUCCGGAGCGCAUACCUCAGAACAGGGUUAGGGCGUGGGGUGGCACCCAGUGCCACGACUCAGCUGCCACUGCGCGCCUUUUCGUGCUCAGCACUGCGUCGCGCGCCCUCGCCGAUCCAGCACCCAACGCACCCGCACCCGCUCUUCCUGCACCCGAUCUCGUCCAACAUCUAUGCCGUAUCGCUGCUCUCGGCAGCGCCCAGCUCACCGACAGCUGCCUCAGUCGUGGCGACUUUCCAGUCGCGCUCGGCGGGCACCGAUGCGGACCUGUUCGACGAGGCGCAGUCGAAUCCGGACCGGGUGUCGGCCAACAAGGCCUUUCUGACGCUCCUCCACGCAACGCUCAAGGACGUCUGCGUGCCCCAGGAUGGCCUGAUGCAGUACGAGGCUGCACUGCGCAAGAGUGGCUGGAUACAUGCUAGUGACCCGAGACACCCACUCAUGCCUGGGCGGAUCCCGACGCCGGAAAACAUCUUUGCUACAGUGGCCUUUACCGAGGGCGAGCUGCGGCCGGAGUCGUACGAGGCAAACGACACCUACCGCAUCGUCACGGCCGAGGAGGGCUUCAUGCAGCUGCGCCCGCACUGGCACGACUUUGUGUGCAAGGCCUGCGAGGCCGUUAAUUGAGCAGAGCAGAGCCUUUGUUUGAGUCUGGGCCUGAGAUAAUGUGUACACCAAUGUCCAUUUGAAUUACGAU